AUGGUCGACUUCGGGACUGCCGUUGGCAUCGUGGCAAGUGUCCUUGGCAUCCUCACAGCUUGCAUCACGGCAUACCUUUCGAAGGUCCAAGCCGACGGACUUGUGCAGGAGGUCUUUUUCGCGACAACUAGCCACAACAUCGCCGACAUCGAGUUGGAUGUCAUGGAGCUCCACGGGGUGCUAUACCAGGAACGCCCUUGGUUUAAACGUCUGGCUUUCUGGGUGACAACGUGGAUAAACGUGCGCAUAUACUGCCGUAAUCUGAAGCAAAUCCAAGCCGACAUCGCUCUUCACGCGUCCACGUUCCGUAGAGAGAAGGAGCGCUCGCUGCAAGCUCUUAAGAGCGAAGCGUCUGCACACGUGAAGUCGGAAGAUCUCGACGACGACGCGAAACUCCCAACGUUUCCCCUUGGAGAUGCCGUACUCGAUCAGCUCGAAUGCCGGUACUCUCGCCUCGUCGCCUCCUUCGAAGCAUAG
Epithele typhae is the source of this 477-nucleotide messenger RNA. RefSeq lists its product as uncharacterized. The transcript has 5 exons. The record is from RefSeq and is a predicted model, not a curated record. Lineage: Eukaryota; Fungi; Basidiomycota; Agaricomycetes; Polyporales; Epitheliaceae. Bases 1 to 477 code for a protein of 158 amino acids.